CAGAGAGCGACCAGGAAGCAUCAGGGACCAUGACAGCAGAAGCUGUGUGAAUUUGAAAGCUACAUGUGAACUGAUGAGGCAGUGCCGGCACAUCGUCUUCUAGAAGAUGCUACCGUUUUUCAUUGUUGGCUUGAUAAUCCACCUUAUCUUCUUUGCAUCUAUUUUUGACAUCUACUUUACAUCUCCACUGGUCCAUGGCAUGACACCCCAGCAUACACGGCUUCCACCUCCUGCCAAACGACUGGUUCUGUUUGUGGCUGAUGGACUGAGAGCUGACACCUUCUUUGAGUUGGAUGAACAUGGUCUUCCCAGAGCCCCAUAUCUUAGAAAUAUAAUACAAGCUAAGGGUAGUUGGGGAGUCUCCCACACUCGGGUUCCUACAGAGUCCAGACCCGGACAUGUUGCACUCAUUGCUGGAUUCUAUGAAGAUGUCAGCGCAAUUGCGAAAGGCUGGAAAGAAAAUCCAGUGGAGUUCGAUUCUGUCUUCAAUGAAAGCACCUACACGUGGAGCUGGGGUAGCCCAGAUAUCUUGCCCAUGUUUGCUAAAGGUGCUAGUGGCGACCAUGUAUUUACACACUGUUACCUGGCGGAAAGUGAAGACUUUGCAUCUGAAGAUGCAGCCAAACUGGAUGCUUGGGUUUUUGACCAUGUGAAGUCCUUUUUCAGGUCUGCACAAAGCAACCAAACACUGUCACAUAAGCUCAAAGAUGAUAAAGUAGUUUUUUUCCUUCAUCUCCUUGGACUGGAUACUAACGGACAUGCUCACAGACCGGGCUCACGCGAGUACAAAGACAAUGUGAAGAAAGUUGAUGAAGGAGUCAAAGAGAUGGUAACCCUGAUUGAAGACUUUUAUGGAAAUGAUGAUAAAACAGCUUUCAUCUUCACCUCUGACCACGGCAUGACAGACUGGGGGUCCCAUGGUGCUGGUCAUCCUUCUGAAACCUUGACACCGUUAGUUGCUUGGGGAGCUGGAGUACAUCAUCCGAGAGAAAGUCUUCUCCUUGACACUCUUUCUACUAAUGAGGAAAAAUGGAAUUUGGGGAGCUUAAAGAGACUUGAUGUCAACCAGGCGGAUGUAGCCCCACUGAUGUCAGCUCUUAUCGGAAUCCCGUACCCCUUGAAUUCUGUGGGAAUUUUGCCUGUGGAGUAUAUUAACAGCAGUAAUCUCUUUAAAGCGGAGAGUAUGCUUACUAAUGCUUUCCAGAUUCUGGAGCAGUUCAAGGUCAAAAUGGCACAAAAAAAACUAACAACAUUAUCUUUCCUGUUUUCUCCUUUUAGCUCUCUUUCAGAGUCUAAGCAGCUUGACAUUGUGAGGAGAGUAAGAUCUUACAUCCAUGGAGGAAAUUACAAAGAAGCAAUGGAUCUUUGCAGGACCUUGAUUGAUUUGGCCUUAGAAGGGCUCACCUACUACCAUACUUAUGACCGAUUCUUCCUAGGCACAAGUGUUGUCAUGGGUUUUGCUGGCUGGAUUUUGUAUGUCAUUUUAAUAAUCAUGAAGACUAACACCAGUAUAAUCCAGACUUCUUCCCGUUAUAGUGGGACACCUUCGCAGCUUGUGAGCUAUGGAUUUGGUGCUCUGGGGUUGUCCAUGGUACUUUUCCUGAUUAUUCAGUCAAGUCCAUGGACAUAUUAUGUCUAUUGUCUAUUACCUAUCCAUAUCUGGUAUGCUGCUUCAAAGGAGUUGUGGAUUCUCCAUCAAGUCGGAAUUUAUCUAAUAACUGUGUCACCAUUUGGAAUCCUGGGAUUCCUAAUCAUUGUUAUCAUGGGUGUUGAAAUACUGGUUGCGAGCUUCUUCUAUCGCUGGGUGCUUACAGUUGGUUUGGUAGUGUUUGCUUUCUGGCCAGUGCUGAUGAAGUUGUGGAUUGAAGCAAAGAUAACAACCGUGAGUUGGGUUCUCUUGUGCUUGCUGCUGGCUGUGUUUCCCUUGAUGCCUCUUGUUGGAAGGGAGCCCAACAUCACUCUGGUCGCCUGCGCUGGACUGCUAGCACUCCUCAUUUCCCUGGCUUCUCUUGUGUGGCUUUGGAAGAAGAGAGACAGCUGUGUUAAAAGAAGAGAUUUCAAAGUGCACGUGUGUCAGAUGAUAAGCCUUGCAGUUUCCAUAUAUGUGGUCAGCACAACCCACUGGAGCCUAGCCGCCAAACAAGGACUACCAUUGCUGAACCAAAUUAUUAGCUGGGCAAUUUUAGCUCUUUCCUUAGUUGUGCCAUUACUUAGUGCCACGUUCCUGUUCCAGCGGCUCCUGAGCCUUUUCCUCUCUUUCAUGUCCUCCUACCUGCUGCUUAGUACAGGGUAUGAAGCCUUUUUCCCUGUGGCGCUGUCAUGUUUAAUGUUUGUGUGGAUAUUUAUAGAGCAGGAAACUCUAGUAAAUCAAGGGCUUUCAUUCAAGCAAAAGCUUAACUUUAUUGACUUCUCCUGCAGUGCUGAUAUAACUCAGUUUCGACAACUGAAUUUGGAUGACAUCCGAAGAGCUUUCUUUUUGGUGUUCUUUAUAGUCACAGCUUUUUUUGGGACUGGAAAUAUAGCGUCAAUUAACAGUUUUGACCCAGCAUCUGUAUACUGCUUCCUUACUGUGUUUAACCCAUUUGGCAUGGGCGCCUUGAUGAUGUGGAAGAUUCUCAUCCCUUUCAUUUUGGUGAUGUGCGCUUUUGAAACGGUUCAGAUCUCAGCACAGAUUUCCUCUAAAUGCUUGUUUCUCAUCGUUCUUGUAAUAUCGGACAUUAUGUCUCUGCACUUUUUUUUCCUGGUUAAAGAUUAUGGAAGCUGGUUAGACAUUGGAACAAGUAUCAGCCAUUAUGUCAUUGUGAUGUCCAUGACCAUAUUCCUAAUGCUUCUGAGUGGUUUGGCCCAUUGGCUUACAACAAAGAAGAUCAACUUUAGAAGAAAAAUAAAGCCCCACGAUACCUGACACAGACAAAGCGCUCCUACAUUGACUAGAACUAAGCUGAGAAUGAAGCAAUUGCACUGAUCAUAUGUUGAGCAUUUAGAGCUUAAAGAUUUUACUUGAUCUAACGACAACCUGAAAGAUUCCAGUUCUGUUCCAAGUCUCCUUUGAAAAUUAACAAAAAGGUGUGCAUAGAGGAGGGAAAGCUGUGGCAAAAAACCGAGGGUCUAGUUUAUGCUAUUACAUUCCUGCUUUCCCCUGCAGAUGCUUUUUGCACCUUCUUUCACCUGGUAGAGAGAAGGGUACGGUUACCCUAGUUUGUUAAUGUUGCAGUGCCUAUGGAGAAUGAAACCCAAAAAGCUAAAGAAUAAGGCCAUGGCCCGACGAAUGGAGUCACCCACAAUGGUUUAUAUGCAACUUCAGUAUUUCUUUUCGGGAGUGGACUUAAAAGAAAUUGGUGAAUUUGGGGUUACUUUUUGUCCCUGCAGAGCCCUAGUCUAAUGAUCAAGCAUUUUUUCCACUAGUCCCAUAGUUAAAAUGUCUACCUCUAUGUUAUGCAGACUCUUUCCAUCUGAUGUGUAGCAUGGUAUUCCACUGCACUUUGUAUUUUAUUAGAAAAGGUCCUCAAAGGGGUUGUUCCAAGUUUUAAAGUUAUCCCAAUCCACAUGUUGGGAGUCCACUGGGCCACCACCGAUCUUGAGAACAGGGGUACCCUUCUCCAGCCUGAUGGAUCAGAAGGUAGAACAAGUACCCUACCACUCAAUUCAUUCUAUAUGGGAUGUCAGGGAAAAUUAACUAUUCCAGCAAUCCCAUAGAGGAUGAAUGAAGUGGUAGGGUGCAUGUCCAACUUGCCUCUCCAUCAGUACGGGGGAACAAGACACCCAUUCUCUGUAUUGAUGAGGCUUCUGGCGGUUAGACCCUCACUGAUGAGCUGGGAUAAAACUUGGCACAACCUCUUUAUAUGUAUUCAGUACAUUGCUUGUUUUUAGAUUAAAUACGGCUCUAAAGGACUUAUUUAUAUUUUGGCAGUUUGUAAAUCAAUUUUGGAGCUGGUACACUAUGACUGUGGCAUUUGUAAGGUUGUUCAUUGCAUACUAUGCUACCUGUAUGGUUAUUUUUGAAAAGUCAAGGGCCCACAUUUACUAAUGCUGUCUGAUAAAUAGACAGUGUAAACUCAGACCAAACAGUCACAAUUAUUUCCAAAUAUACCACAGUAUCUCACGCUUUUUGACCGAUUUUAGCUGAUAUGAGGUUAGUCUCAUUUUUCAUUUUCAUUACUCUAGACCACUAAUUUACAAAAACUAGUGCACUCCAAUAAUAAAUUCGGCACAAUGACAAAACCAAGACCCCUUUUCUAGAUAUUUCUGAAAUGUAUCUAGCAAGGCAUAACCAUGUUUUCUUUUUGGAGAAAAUCAAUAAAUUUGUCACCACUGAAUUGUGCCAAAAGGAGGGUACUACUUAAGCCAGAAUACUAGGGCAAAGACCUUAGUAAAUGUGGGCCUGUGUGAUCAGUAUGGAGGAAAUCAAAAGAGGUCAGUAUUAUUAUCAAUGAAAUGUACUGUAUAUUUAUCUGUUAUCAAGGGUGUUAAUAAAGGGGUAAGUGGUAUUUUCAGGAGUACUGUAUGAACUUUUAUAUCUUGACAAUUAAACAAAAGCAUUUUUUUUUAU
This is a messenger RNA of Bufo gargarizans (Asiatic toad), 4549 nucleotides long. RefSeq names its product phosphatidylinositol glycan anchor biosynthesis class N (gene PIGN). Bases 107 to 2905 code for a protein of 932 amino acids. The transcript is spliced from 29 exons. Gene Ontology annotation, cellular component: endoplasmic reticulum membrane. Gene Ontology annotation, molecular function: mannose-ethanolamine phosphotransferase activity. The record is from RefSeq and is a predicted model, not a curated record. Lineage: Eukaryota; Metazoa; Chordata; Amphibia; Anura; Bufonidae. Gene Ontology annotation, biological process: GPI anchor biosynthetic process.